GAGCCUCCUGGAACUGGCUUCCUGCUGAAGGAGACAGGACUGCCAGAGCCCUCAGGCUAGAGCAUGCGUGGAGGGGAGCUGGCCUCCGGGCACUUGAGCCUGAGGCCCAGGAGUGUGGGGAAGCAGGCCUGCCCCGACGGGUGCCCACAGGCUGCAUGGGCCCCCUUGCCCCGUGGUGCCUUCCACCACUUAUCUGUGUUUCCCUUCGCCCCCCAGCGCUGGAGGUCAGGGGCAGAAUCCUCGGGCCCCCAUCAGCUUGUGCACUCAUUGGGCCAGAGAAGCUGUCCUGCCCAGGUGGGGAGCCCCGGUUUCUCUGGGGACCGGGCCAGGCUGUGUCCCAGGGCAACCGAGGAGGUGCUGGGGAGAGGGGGGGUCCCAGGUGGCCCUGGUCUGAACCUGGGCUUCGCUUGGGCAGACCGAAGGAGGGUGGCGGCAUCUCGGGGCUGGUGACAGCCAGGGACAGAUGGCCAGGCUGGACAGGUCGGGGGCCAGGGAUCAGAGCCCCAGGGCCAGCGGCCUCUGCCCUGCUGUGCCCCGCCACGUUUCCCUUGCUUUGCCUUGAUGUGCCUGGAGUCAAGCUAGACCGCGCCGCCACGUUUCCCUUGCCUUGCCUUGAUGUGCCUGGAGUCAAGCUAGACCGGGCCCUGCGCCUCACCCCGGCUUUCAGGCUUGACCUUUCCCAGCGACGCCGUUCCCAACCCCUCAGCGGGUCCCCGGACGCAUGGCCCACCCGUCCAAAAAUGCCACGCCUUCGGGCAUCCAGCCCCGGCUCAGAUGGGUCUGGCCCAGGACAGGUGCGGUGGGUUCUGCCUGCCGGCGUGAAGUCACAGAUUAAAAGCAAGAAGAAAUCACUGUACUUCAGGAAAGAGAAGGGUCGGGAUCUGGUGCUCCACUUCUGA
Fukomys damarensis (Damara mole-rat) is the source of this 899-nucleotide messenger RNA. RefSeq lists its product as uncharacterized. The coding region runs from base 156 to 899 and encodes 247 amino acids. The record is from RefSeq and is a predicted model, not a curated record. NCBI's taxonomy places the organism in Eukaryota, Metazoa, Chordata, Mammalia, Rodentia, Bathyergidae. The transcript is spliced from 4 exons.